This is a messenger RNA of Benincasa hispida (wax gourd), 3634 nucleotides long. RefSeq names its product disease resistance protein RGA2. The record is from RefSeq and is a predicted model, not a curated record. NCBI's taxonomy places the organism in Eukaryota, Viridiplantae, Streptophyta, Magnoliopsida, Cucurbitales, Cucurbitaceae. Gene Ontology annotation, molecular function: ADP binding.
AUUUUUGUCCUAUUCUUGUUUGACCAAGUCCUGGGGAAUUUGGAUCUUCUUCAGUUCUUUGGUAAAGUAAAGAUCAGAUCAACAAAAAAGAGAUAAUUAACAAUAUGGCUGAGUUCCUAUGGACUUUUGCUGUGCAAGAAGUGUUGAAGAAGGUACUCAAACUUGUAGCUGAGCACAUUGGUUUGGCUUGGGGCUUGGAGAAGGAGUUGUCCAAGCUCAAGCAAUGGUUACUCAAGGCUGAAGCCAUUUUAAGCGACAUUGACAGGAAAAAACUAUACCAUGAUUCUGUAAGGCUUUGGGUGGAGGAUCUUCAACAUGUUGUUUACGAAGCCGAUGAUCUAUUGGACGAACUAGUUUACGAAGAUCUCCGGCGAAGGAUGGAAACAAGAAGAAAAAUGAUGAAGGUGUGUAAUUCCAUUUCAUUUAAAUCCUUCAACAAUAAUCCUAUUAUCUUUCGCCACAAAAUGGCAAAGAAAAUGGAGGGCAUUACUAAAACUUUGAGUAAAUGCUACUCUGAGGCAAGCCCUUUAGGACUUGUAGGCCUUGAAUUCACAAAAAUAGAGAACAAUGAGCUUAACCAAAUUCGAGAGACGAUCUCGAAGCUUGAUGAGAAUGUUGAAGUUAUAGGAAGGGACAAUGAAGUUUCAAUCAUGGUGAAAAAGGUGAUUGAUAGUAACAAUAUUCAACAAGUUACGUCAAUCAUACCCAUUGUGGGUAUGGGUGGAAUAGGGAAAACAACUUUGGCAAAAAUGGUCUUCAAUCAUGAGGUGGUUAGAAAACAUUUUGAUGAAACUAUAUGGGUAUGUGUGUCCGAGCCAUUUCUCAUCAACAUGAUUUUGGAAGCAAUUUUACAAACUCUUAGGGGUACUUCAAGUGGCAUGGACAGUAAGGAAAACUUGCUCCGUGAACUCCAAAAAGAGAUGCGAGGUAAAAAAUAUUUCCUUGUGCUUGAUGAUGUUUGGAAUGAAAAUCCUUCUUUGUGGCAUGAGUUAAAGUAUUGUUUACUUAACAUUGGAAAUCGUGGAAAUAGUAUUAUUGUAACUACGAGGAGUAAUGAGGUUGCACGAAUCAUGGAGACACUUCCAAGGCUUCACUUAGAAAGAUUAUCCGAUGAUCAAUGUUGGUCAUUAUUUAAGAAAACUUCAAAUGCAAAUACAAAUGGAUUGUCUAUAACUUCAAAGUUGGAGGUUAUUCGUGAGGAGUUGGUGAAAAAAUUUGGUGGGAUACCAUUGAUUGCUAGAGUUUUAGGAGCAGCACUAAAAUUUGAAGGAGUCUAUGAGGGAUGGCUGAAAACUUUGGAGAGUGUCAUAGAUAUUCCAUUACAAGAUGAAGAUUUAGUUUUAUCGAUAUUAAAACUAAGUGUGGAUCGUCUACCAUCUUCCUCUUUAAAGCAAUGUUUUGCAUAUUGUUCAAACUUUCCCAAAGACUACAAGUUUGAAAAAAAGGAGUUAAUUCAAAUGUGGAUAGCACAAGGGUUUGUUCAACUACAAGAAGGAAGAAGCAAUAUUAAGAUGGAGGAUAUAGGAGAGAAGUUCUUUGAUAUCUUGUUAUCUAGGUCGUUAUUUCAAGAUGUUGUCAAGGAUGGAAAAGGAGGAAUCACUCAUUUUAAAAUGCAUGAUCUUAUACAUGAUAUUGCUGGCACAAUUCAAAAUUUUCUAAAAGAAUUUUAUAUCGAUGAGAGUCGAAAAAGUUCAAGAAAGUUACGCACAUUAAUAUGUGAUAGAAAAAUGGUUCAUAAGACGAUUCAUGAUAUGAUUUCAAAUAACGCUCACUUGCGUGUUUUAGUUGUGAAUUCAUCUAUGAAAAACUUACCAAACUCGAUUGAUAAGUUGAAGCAUCUGAGGUAUCUCGACAUAUCAAAUUCGGAGAUAGAGGAGCUUCCACACUCUAUUAUUUUGCUUUGCAAUCUACAAAUACUAAAACUUGGAAGCUUAAUAAAAGAGCUACCAAAGAGUUUGGGACUUCUGGUCAAUUUAAGGCAUCUAACAUUUUCCAUCCCUUUUACUGAAAAGACAAAACAAAUGCCUCCACAUCUGAGUCAAUUGACUCAACUUCAAACGUUAUCGGGCUUUGUAGUAGGUUUUGAAAAGGGUUGUAAAAUCGAAGAGCUUAAACCUUUGAAAAAUCUCAAAGGUAGAUUGCAACUUUCAAAUCUCGAGCAAGUUAAAAGUAAAGAGGAAGCUAGAAGUGCAAAGUUGAAAGAAAAGGAGAAUUUAUGCGAACUAUUCUUUGAAUGGAGUUUGCAUCCAGAAAGAGAAAGUAGCAAUAAUAACUACAAUGACUUUGAAGUAUUGGAAGGGCUUCAACCACACAAAAAUCUUCAAUUCUUAAGCAUCGAAAACUUUGCAGGGAAACUUCUUCCUCAUUGUAUUUUUGUUGACAAGUUAACUGUGAUACAUCUAAGAUAUUGUAGAAGAUGUGAAGUGCUUCCAAUGCUUGGACAAUUAUCCAACCUAGAAGAACUCAAGAUUUCAUCCUUACACCAUGUAAAAAGUAUAGGGAAUGAAUUCUAUGGAAGAAAUGGAGCAAACCAUUGGGCACUUUUCCCUAAGUUGAAAAAAUUUAUUCUCUCUCAAAUGCACAACCUAAAACAUUGGGAAGAAGUUGCUUCAAAUGAUAAUAAUGUUGGAACUAUUUUUCCUCAUCUUCAAGAUCUAUACGUUCGUGGCUGUCCCAAAUUAACAAGUAUCCCAAAUCUUUUUGGAUUUCCUAAUGAAGAUGGUGUUAAAAGUCUUCGAACUUUACACAUUCAUAAAUGUGAUAAAUUGGCAACAUUGCCAUAUGGGCUACAGUUUUGCAACUCGAUUGAAGAUUUGAGAAUAGAUGGAUGUUCUAGUUUGACCUUGAAUUUGAAAAAUAUGCACAAAUUGUCUGUUUUAUUUAUAGAUGGGUUGAAAGCAUUGCCACAAGGGUUGGAUCAACAUCUCAACAAUUUAAAAGAAAUGGAUAUAAUUGGAGGCAUUCAAGAUUAUGACUUUAAUCUUCUCCUAAACCUACCUUCUCUUGUGAAGCUUCGAUUGACUAAUUAUGCUGAAGAAAGUGCAAUCAAACAACUUCCUCCACAACUUGAGCGCCUCACUUCAUUGAGAACUUUAACGAUUGGCGAUUUUGGUGACAUUGAAGCUUUACCAGAAUGGUUGGGAAACCUUACCUCUUUGGAGACAUUGGGUCUUUACUAUUGUAGAAAUUUGAAACACUUGCCUUCAAACACAGCUAUGCUACGUCUCACCAAAUUGAUUCGUCUUUACGUCUAUGGUUGUCCACAACUACAACUUGGCCAAGGCUUGCCUGAAGUCAAUUAGAGACUUUUGCAAAAAGUCAUUUCAAACAAACUCUAAAGAUAUGGUGCUGGCUGGAUUAUACCUAUUUUUGUGUAGUUUAGAUGGUUGUCCAAUUAAAUUUGUUAUGUAAUAACUUUUUUUAAUUGAAUUUUUUAAUCUUUUUGUUAUGUGUAAAAAGAAGAGAUGCAUGCAAUUAUAUGCAACAUAGGUGGUCCUAAUGAUUGUCGAACUCUAAAACACUCUUGAGUUAUGUCUCUCAUGCAAGUUCACUUCUACACCUUUUAGCUUCUCUCCUUCACUUUUGCAUUGUGAACAAAGUUAAUAUUUUAGUUGAGUUUCAAGUUUUUGUUCAA